Diaporthe amygdali is the source of this 1851-nucleotide messenger RNA. RefSeq lists its product as uncharacterized. Lineage: Eukaryota; Fungi; Ascomycota; Sordariomycetes; Diaporthales; Diaporthaceae. The record is from RefSeq and is a predicted model, not a curated record. Bases 1 to 1851 code for a protein of 616 amino acids. The transcript has 3 exons.
AUGGCAUCGGCGUCAAACCCAAGCUAUGGACUUGGCGCUCGUGACGGCACAAGUGCAACGGCGAGCAACAUGGACAUCGGCAGUGUCAUUAGCAGUGGCAGCGGCGGCGGUGGAGGAGGCAGCGGUCGAGCCAUGCAUCAAGCCCCCAGCCUGGCCGAGGCUCCUGCAGGAAGCGGCUCUCGACCAGACGAGCCUCGCUCAAGCCAAUACAACAUGCAGGGAGCAAAUACAGGCGUUAGGAGCCCAAGCCCCGGCGACGACGACGACGGCGUCGACUUUGACCUCGACAGAACACGACAACCUCUGCCAACUCGGCGAACCCAAUCAGUGUCCCCGCCACCUCGCCUGGACACGUACUCGUCCGCUUCGGCAACUGGCGAGACCGUCAGACAAUCGAGGGCCCCGUCUGCUGAGACGACAAGUAACGGCUACAGUCUCGCAGGAUUCUCGCCUACCAACCACGCUUCUCAGGGCGUCUUUCCCGUGAACGGGUCAGAUCCGUCACAGAGUAGGCGAGCCAAUAGACGGCGCACCGGGCCCUUGUCUGCCGAACAGCGGGAGAAGGCCGCCAUCAUACGGAAGCUCGGUGCGUGUGCGGACUGUCGUAGGAGGCGGGUUGCUUGCAACCCGAAUCACCACAAUAUGUCAUGGGACGAAGCCAGAAAGAGAUAUAGAUCUCAUAGCCAGGACCUCCAGGAUCCGAUUCCAAUAAACUCUGACCGCGGGUUCCAGCCAGUCAAUGGCAACUACACCUACGAGCCCCAAGGCAUGGAUCUCGAUCAGUCACCUACGAGCCAACAAACGGUCCAGUCCUCUUCGACCGAGGCGCAAACUAGGACAAUAAGGACCCCAUUACCGUCGGGCCCUCGAUUAGAGCGAACUGCCCAGGCCGCAAUGUCAUUGCCUGGUAUUGACACGUUCAAGUCCAAUUUGCAGACUCACGCCUCGAGUAUAAUAGCGAACCCAACCCGAGGCCGAUACAACGCCGUGUAUGCACUCCUGCUCGUUUGGGAAGACGAAGAGGAUAUUGAAGUCAAGCAGUCUGUGGAAGAAUUGCGACAAGUGCUCGACAGGCACUACCAAUAUACGUUUGAGAUGGACGUGAUACCAUCUGACGAGCCCGAGCGCUCAUGGAGGUGGUUAACACGAAGGAUCGACCAUUUCAUGGGAGCAAACGAUCAACGAGAUGUCUUGAAGAUCUUCUACUACAACGGUCGUACACAACUGGAUGGAAAUCGGGCAAUGGUCCUCGCAAGCUCCACAAAAAGCAAGCAGCCCUGCACCUUACGAUGGGGCACCGUACAACCCUUGUUCGAGCAGGCGAUUGCGGACACACUCGUCCUCAUGGACGCGACAUACUUCGGCUUACCGGCAGCUGCAAGGCGUCGCGGCACGCUGGAAAUCAUCGCGGCUGGUUCAGUUGAGGAGCAGGCCAGCCCGCUGGCACGUUGCGCCUUCACGCGAGCCCUCGGCGAGAAACUUCGAACACAGGCAAUCCGCAUGAGGCCAUUCUCCGCCGCCGAUCUCCACGCGCAGCUCCUCUCCGAGUACCCGAGACACAUACAGGAGCAGAGCCCCGACCGCGAGGUCCUGAGCAAACUCCCCGCGCCACUGCACCUACAGCUGGCCGACAGCCACAUCGUGCCAUCGAUCCUCCUCGCGCCCUUGCGGCGUAGCAGGCUGCCCAGCAUCGAGAGCGUCUCGUCUUCCUCGCCGGGGCCACAUCUGAAUCUGAUGGUCCGGCUGGAUAAGGAGCCUGAUGUUGAGUGUUGGGCCGACUGGCUGCGGUUGAUGCCCGACGGGGUCAAAGACGUCAAGGUUGAGGGUUGUUUCCGGUCGGCCUUUCGGUAA